AGUGUCCAAUCUAAUUUUCAUUUAAAUUAUUAUAAUCAAGUUCUUGUGCUUUAAUUAGUUUUUCGUACCAAACUUUCCAAAUAUCUCUCAAAAAAUGGCAUCAUGGGUUUUCUGUGACCUGGAAGACAUGAGAAGCACACCAUCCUGCAAGGAUGGAAUCAGUGUGGAGACAGAAUCUCGAUACCGAUCAGAUGGGGUCAAAUUCAUUAAGGAUCUUGCGGGAGAAUUGAAAUUGGGUUACAGAACUACAGCAACGGCAAUCUUUUUUUUUCAUCGAGCUUUCAUGAGCCUCUCUUUUAAGGAAUAUCCUCGAUAUAUUACAGCAUGCAGUUGUUUAUUUAUUGCUGGAAAAUCAGAAGAAACUCCUAAGCGAAGCAGUGCUUUUAUGAAAGCGGUGCAAUCUUUACGAUCCAGAGAGAAAUACAAGUUCAUUGGUGACAUUUCUGCAGAAGAUAUGGUUUCAUUCGAAUGCGUCGUGAUGUUUACUAUAAACUUUGAAUUCCAAGUGAGACACCCUUACAAAUACAUAGUGAAGUACGCGAAAAUUUUGGCAGGCGAUAAGACUUUACUACAACAAGUGGUUCAAACUGCUUGGAUUUUUGUAAAUGAUAGUCUGCACACGCCUUUGUGUAUACAAUGGGAACCGGAAGUAAUAGCUAUUGCUCUACUUCACUUAUCAGCAAAAAUGAACAAAUUUGUUGUCGUGGAUUGGAAAGGACGAAAUAAACAAAAACAGAAGAAAAAGUGGUGGGAUUUGUUUGUCGAAGGAUUGGACGAGGCUGUGCUGGACAAUAUUGGACAUCAGGUGCUUGACUUAUACAAUACGAAUCCGAAAUCUUCGAGCUUCCUUGACUCGACAGCUUCAAUUUCAGCCAACGGUGAAGUUGAAUCAAGAUCAAGAGACGCUGAGUUGGUAACAUCGUUUUCAUCUAAUGUUGUUGACAUCUUAGGGCUACCAGUGGAUUUUUCUGUACCACCACCAAUAUCCGCAAAACCACCAUUAUCCGUAAAACCAACAAUACCUACACAAACAAGACUUUCCGGGCACCAACUUCCUGUUCCUGUACAUUCCCCAUUUUCUCUACACUCACUUAACUCGCCAGCUUCAGUUUCGUCUAAAGAUGGAUUUGAAUUAGAACCAAGUGAUGCUGCUUCAUCGGUAACAACUUUUUCGUCUAAUAUUUCUCAAAUCUCUGGAAUACAAGUGGAUUUUUCUGUACCACCACCAUUAUCCGUCCAACAACAAAUACCUACACAAACGAAACUUCACAGACACGAACUUCCUGUUAGUGUACAUCCAUUUUCUCUAAACCCAUUUGCUUCGCCAGCUUCAAUUUCAUCUAAAGAUGGAUUUGAAUUAGAAGCAUGUGAUACUGCUUCAUUGACAACAUCGUUUUCGUCUAAUAUUUCUCAAAUCUUUGGAAUACAAGUCGAUUUUUCUGUACCACCACCACCAUCAUCCGUAAAUCCACCAAUAACUGCAACAACUACACUUCCUGGACACCAACAUCCUGUUUCUGUAGAGUCACCAUUUUCAGUACCUCCCCCAAAUUUUAAAAGUUAUCCUUCUUUCGGACAUUCUAGGUUUAAUGCACCGCCUAAUGUCCAAUUUCACAAUCCUCCAAAGACUGCAAUGCCUUUUAACAAUUUUCCUCCCACGUGUUGUUCCCCUUUUGCCUAUCAACCAAUGGCAUAUCCUUCAGUUUAG
Belonocnema kinseyi is the source of this 1708-nucleotide messenger RNA. Its product is annotated as cyclin-K-like. Bases 95 to 1708 code for a protein of 537 amino acids. Gene Ontology annotation, molecular function: cyclin-dependent protein serine/threonine kinase activator activity. The record is from RefSeq and is a predicted model, not a curated record. Lineage: Eukaryota; Metazoa; Arthropoda; Insecta; Hymenoptera; Cynipidae. Gene Ontology annotation, cellular component: cyclin/CDK positive transcription elongation factor complex; nucleus. Gene Ontology annotation, biological process: regulation of transcription by RNA polymerase II; positive regulation of DNA-templated transcription, elongation. The transcript is spliced from 3 exons.